Messenger RNA from Oppia nitens, 2631 nucleotides. Its product is annotated as adenylate cyclase type 2-like. Gene Ontology annotation, biological process: cyclic nucleotide biosynthetic process; adenylate cyclase-activating G protein-coupled receptor signaling pathway; intracellular signal transduction. Gene Ontology annotation, molecular function: adenylate cyclase activity. The record is from RefSeq and is a predicted model, not a curated record. The coding region runs from base 21 to 2567 and encodes 848 amino acids. Lineage: Eukaryota; Metazoa; Arthropoda; Arachnida; Sarcoptiformes; Oppiidae. The transcript is spliced from 11 exons.
GUGCUGUAUUUGGAUUUUAUAUGAGUUUUCUAUUAGAAAUUGCAAUCAGAAAAGCAUUUAUAAACCAUAGAUCUUGUAUUGAAUCGACAUUUAAGUUGGACUUAGAGCGCGAACAACAGGAACAGCUGUUAAACUCUUGUUUUCCCAAACAUUUGAUUGAUGACGUCCGCAAUGACAUCCGGACAACCAUUUCUCAAAUUGCAAGACAAGAGUUAAUACCAAUGAGACCUUUCAAUAAACUUUAUGUAAAGAAAUAUGAAAAUGUGUCCAUACUUUAUGCCGAUAUCGUCAACUCAAUGAUAUUGACGGCAUCUCUUAGUGCUAAUGAUUUGGUUGAAACACUUAAUGAACUUUUUGGAAGAUUUGAUGAAAGCGCUGAACGAAAUCAUUGUUUAAGAAUUAAACUUUUAGGUGAUUGCUAUUAUUGUGUAUCAGGACUUCCAGAUUAUGAUCCAAAUCAUGCCAUCAAUUGUGUCCAAAUGGGUCUCGAAAUGAUCAGAAUAAUUAGAACAAUACGUGAUAUCAAAGAAAUUGAUAUUGAUAUGAGAAUAGGAGUUCACUCGGGAAUGGUAUUGUCGGGAAUCAUGGGUCUUCAUAAAUGGCAAUAUGAUAUCUGGUCACUGGAUAGUGUCAUCGCAUCAUCCAUGGAGCACAACGGAGUUCCCGGAUUUGUUCACAUCACUCAAACCACACUCGAUCUCAUCUCUGUCAGACAAAGAGAUGAUUUUAUUAUUAAAGAGAAAUUAACUGAUGGAGAGAUUGGAUAUUUAAUCUCUAAAAAGGAUGUAAUAUCACAUAAUCGGACAAAUUCUGGUUCUCCUAAUAGUAAAAGAAAAAGACAAACCGAUAAUCUUAAGGCACAAAUUAAUAAACUUAGAAGACGUUCAUAUGAGCCGACACAUACUCGUUUGCCGACUACUAUUUUAGAAUCCAGUUUAAUCAGAUAUAGAGAAAUGAUUAAUUCAGUUAAUAAAUUUAUGGAUUCAGCCAUUGAAGGAAUGCCAUUAAAUAUGAAAAGCCAAUGGUGUCGACCACAAGAUAUUCAUCCAUUUUUCUUAAAUUUUACGUCUGGUUUAGUGGGAAACAAAUCGGUGUAUGAAAAGAAAAAGUCAACAAUUAUUAAAACAGAGAAAGUGUUUGCCCAACAAAGUGACCAAUUUUUUAGUGUCUAUCUAUUGUGUGCCGGAUGGCUGUGCUUAACAAUGAUGGCCAUCAAGUUUAUUAUCCCACAUACAAGUGUCAACUCAGAGCAUAAAUAUUGUUUUGUAUUUACACUUAUAGUGAUAGUUGUAUCGUUAGUUUAUACUUUUUACAGAUCACAUCAGUUACCAAUUUUAUUAAGAAUUGGUAUUUGGUUUUUAAUAUCGUCAUCGCUAUUAAUUAACGCAGUUCUUGACAUUAUAAUUAGACAUUGUGAUCGACAUCUAAACGAAACUGACGUGACUUUUGAUGAAUUAAUUAAAUUAGAGAGUUGUGCCUAUUCUUGGGACUAUACAAUGUGUGUGAUUCUUGCGAUGACUGGCGUCAGUCUAUUCUUAAGAAUUCAUUUAUGGCUAAAAUUCUUAAUGCAUUGUUUGGGAGUCAUUAUAUUUAUCAUAAUUUUCUACAAUAAAUGCUCGAUAUAUCAGAUAUUAAUUGUAAGAUCUGAAGAAGAAAAUUUAUGGAUAAGCAGUAUAGGGUUUGAUCCAUUGGUUGGACACAUCUAUUAUGUAAUUAUGGUUGCAGUGCUUCUUCAUGUAAUUGACAGACAAAUUGAGUAUAUAUUUCGGUUGGACUUUAAGUGGACUAAUAGACUGGUCGAUGAAAAAAUAGAAAUGCAAACAAUGGGAGAAAUCAAUAGAAUAUUAUUAGAGAAUAUAUUACCCAUUCAUGUGGCGCAACGGUAUCUCUACAACAGCUCCGUAUCGGCCGAUCAGCUCUACUCCGAGUCAUACGAUUCGUGUGCCGUUAUGUUUGCAUCGAUUCCUAAUUAUUCACAAUUUUAUUCAGAAAACUAUGAAUCCGGUCUCAAAUGUCUUCAAUUACUUAAUGAAAUUAUACUUAACUUCGACCAAAUGUUAUCUCAUGUUAACUUUCAAAGAGUUGAAAAAAUUAAGACAAUUGGCAGCACAUAUAUGGCUGCCACUGGUCUACAACCCGGAAGGGGAUCCAAUGAAAGUGAGAUCAGUAUUGAAGACGUUAGAAAUAAUGUCAUAACUUUGGUUCGCUUUUCUACUGCUUUAAUGGAAACAUUGAAGAAAUUAAAUAAAGACGCUCUUCAAGACUUUAUGCUAAGAGUUGGUAUAGCUGUAGGUCCUCUCAUAGCUGGUGUGGUCGGAGCUGCUAAGCCUCAGUACGAUAUUUGGGGCGAUACUGUAAACGUUUCCUCAAGAAUGGAAAGCACUGGUAUUAUGGGUCGCAUACAAGUGACAGAAGAAGCGGCUAAUGUUUUAAUUGAAUGUCAAAACAACAGUGAAUUUGUUUUAGAAGAGAGAGGAAUGGUUUUUGUCAAAGGAAAGGGAGAUCUCAACACUUUUUUAGUUAAAACUCAGUUUGAUUUCGAUGAACACGAAAUUACUAGAGUUUAACAACUAUUAUCUGUUUUUAUGUAUAAUAACUGAUUCAUUAAUAUUCAGUUAAAACAUUAAUUAC